GAGCCAGCCGCAGAGGCAGGACAUGGCUGCCCGGGAGGCGGAUCGGAGCCGAACUGGGACCGGAGAGACCCCCCCAUCCAGCUCCGGGGGAUUCCCCGACCCCAACCUGGCCGGGAUCCCCCACAUGGAGCCAGGGGAAGAGCCGAGGGCCCUGGAUCUCCAGGGCUCCGAGGAAAGAGAGACCCCGAGAGGCGCCCACCCAGCAGGUGCCGGGGCAGCCAGUGAGAACGAGGAGGAGAAUCCCCAGCAAGAAGGGCCUGCAGAACCUGAGCGACACGCGCCGUCCUGGAGCCCCGAGCAGGGAGACGUCGGUGGGGCGGGACGGCAGGGAGGAAACCUCCCAAGGGAGAGCUCUGCUGAGCGAGAGGGAGAUCCCUGGCAGCUCCAAGACUCCUCUGGGCGUCCGGAGGGGAGACUGGCCAUAUGUGGGCAGUGUGGGGAGAGCUUCUCUCAAUACAAAGACCUCGCUGAGCACCAGAGAUCCCACAGAGAGGAGAGGCCCCAUCAAUGCCCUGACUGCGGGAAGGGUUUCACCUGCAGUUCCCACCUCCUCCAGCACCAGCGCACCCACACGGGCGAGAGACCCUUCCAGUGCCCCGACUGCGGGAAGGGCUUUGGGGUCAGCUCCCACCUAGUUGUCCACCAGCGGGUCCACACCGGGGAGCGGCCCUACAAAUGCCCCGACUGCGGGAAGGGCUUCAGCCAGAGCUCCCACCUGGCCAAGCACCAGCGCACCCACACCGGGGAGCGGCCCUAUAGGUGUGCGGCCUGUGGGAAGAGCUUUGGGGACAGCUCCUACCUGAUCCAGCACCAGCACGCCCACACCGGGGAACGCCCUGGCGUGGGCGGUGAGAUGGGUGCAGAGGACAGGCCUCACCCGUGCCCCCAGUGCGGGAAGAGCUUUGGCACCAAACUGGCCCUGAGCCGGCAUCAGACGGUGCACAGCGAGGAGCGGCCCUAUGAGUGUGCUGAGUGCGGGAAGAGCUUCAAGCUCAGCCGGCUGCUCAUCCAACACCAGCGGAUCCACACCGGGGAGCGGCCCUACCGCUGCCCCGACUGCGGGCAGAGCUUCGGCCGCAGCUCCCACCUCCGCUCCCACCAGCACGUCCACACCGGGGAGAAACCCCACCCCUGCCCUGACUGCGGGAAGGGCUUCAGCCACAGCUUCCAGCUGGCUCAGCACCGGCGCGUCCACACGGGGGAGCGGCCCUACGGGUGCCCCGCCUGCGGGCGCAGCUUCAGCCACCGCUCCACCCUCAUCAAGCACCAGCGCACCCACACCGGGGAGCGGCCCUACCACUGUGCCCAGUGCGGCAAGAGCUUCAACUGGAGCUCCGCGUUCAACAAGCACCGCCGGACCCACUCGGAGGAGCGGCCCUUCCGCUGCUCGGACUGCGGGAAGGGCUUCCGCGAGAGCUGCACCCUCAUCCAGCACCAGAAGAUCCACUCGGAAGAGAAACCCUACAAAUGCCCCGACUGCUGCAAGAGCUUCAGCCUCAGCUCCUACCUCGCCAAGCACCAGAAAAUGCACACGGGUGAAAAACCCUUCAAGUGCGACGAGUGUGGGAAGAGCUUUGUGGCCAGCUCGGCCUUGCUCACACACCGGCGUGUCCACUCCGGGGAGCAGCCCUACCGUUGUGCCGACUGUGGCCGGCACUUCAGCCGCAGCUCCAACCUGAUCCGGCACCAGCGCACCCACCGAGAACUGCGGCCCCACCAGUGCCCCGAUUGCGGGAAGAACUUCGCUGAGGCCUCCUGCUUCCUGCAGCACCGACAUUCCCAUGCAGGCGAGCGCCCCUACCUCUGCCCUGACUGCGGGAAGAGCUUCCGCCACCGCUCCGCCCUCCUGGCCCACCGCCGCACCCACCUGGGGGAGCGGCCCUACACGUGCUCCGAUUGCGGGAGGAGCUUCCACCAGAGCUCCCAGCUCUCCGCCCACUGCCGGGUUCACCUGGGCGUCAGGCCCUUCCAGUGCCCUGACUGUGGGAAGAGCUUCUUGGACAGUUCCUCGCUGAUCAUCCACCAGCGCAUCCACACCGGAGAGAAACCCUACAGGUGCCCCGAGUGCGGGCGCAGCUUCAGCCGCAGCUCCAACCUCCUCCGGCAUCAGCGCAUCCAUGCCAGGGAGCAGCCUUUCAAGUGCCCCCAGUGUGGGAGGAGCUUCCGGGAUGGCUCGGGUCUGGCUCAGCACGAGGGGUCCCACCUGAAAGCCAAGACAUACCAGUGCACCCAGUGUGGGAAGGGUUUCAGCCAGAGCGCCACCCUCAUUAGGCAUCAGAGGAUUCACACCGGGGAGCGGCCCUACACCUGCCCUGAGUGCGGGAAGAGCUUCAGCCAGAGCUCCACCCUCUUCCGACACCGGAGGAUCCACACAGGCGAAAGGCCCUACAAGUGUCCCCAGUGUGGGAAAAGCUUCAUCGAGAGCUCGGCCCUGAUCCAGCAUCAGAGAAGUCACACGUGACAGAGGCCACUAGGGGAGUGCAUCCGUUGGAAGUCAACCAUUGGCCAGUAUCAGUGUGGUGUCGGCCGGAGCAGGUGCUUGGAAUAUUAUGGAUUCAUUGGCGGGAGGAGAACAUCAACCAUUGGCCAAAGUCAAUGUGGCAUUGGCAUGACAGCAUGGCUGGAACAUCGUAGAUUAAUUGGCUGGAGGAGAGCAUCAGCUAUUGACCAAUAUCACUAUGGUGUUGUUGUGCAUUUGUGUCUGGAUUAUCAUAAAUUAAUCAACCGGAGGAGAAGGUCAACCACUGGCCAAUGUCAACAUGGUUUUCGUGUGAGAAUGUGGCUGGAUUAUUGUAGAUUAAUCAACCUGAGGAGAAGA
Molecule: messenger RNA, 2818 nt
Organism: Caretta caretta (loggerhead turtle)
Lineage: Eukaryota; Metazoa; Chordata; Testudines; Cheloniidae
Source: RefSeq, a predicted model, not a curated record